AUGCUGGAGAACUGGGCGCUGCAUGCGGACAAGGCUCAUCCGCCUCUCAACUCCCCCCCACCCGCACACACAACAGGCCACAAGGAGAUGCUGGAGAACUGGGCGCUGCAUGCGGACAAGGUGGGGCUGCGAGGGCACUACAUCAUAUUCGCUGCGGAGCAGCAGUGCUUCGACUUUGCCAACCAGAAGUGGCCCGGGCAGGCACUUCUCUUGAACUUGGAGGACGACUUUGUGCAGCAGGAUGGGAAUGUGGACCUGUCGCAAGAAAUCGGAUACCAUUCCGCGGGCUUCCUCCGAUUGACCUCCCGCAGGGCCGUCUACAUCCUGCACCUCCUCGCCUUUGGCUUCUCUGUCCUCUACUCCGAUAUCGACCUCGCCCUCCUGCAAAACCCCCUCCCAUACUUCGCUCCCCUCUCCUCCCCUCCCUCCUCCUCCGCCUCCUCCUCUGGCACCCCUUCACCGGACUCCGGCUCGCCGAAAGAAUUCGACAUGUUUAUCACAGCAGAUCAAGCCUGGACGGACGGUCCAGAUCACACGGUCAGGCUGGGCGAGCCGGGGCUGCCCGAGGUCAUGUGCUUCUGCUUCCUCUUCUUCCGCCCCACACUGGGAGCCAAGACUCUUGUAGCUAUCUGGGCAUACAACAUGGUGAAGAAAGGGAGUGGGGUGGCAAACGAGAAUGACCAGCACCAUCUGGGCCAUGUCAUUGCGAUGAUGAGAGAGCGAGGGAUUGAGGCGAAUAUCGGCGUGCUGCCCGGAAAAAAGUUCCCGUCGGGCGAGUUGAUGAAAGAAAAUAUGGCGAGGUUUUUGUAA
Molecule: messenger RNA, 810 nt
Organism: Closterium sp. Yama58-4
Lineage: Eukaryota; Viridiplantae; Streptophyta; Zygnematophyceae; Desmidiales; Closteriaceae
Source: the annotation of a GenBank genome assembly